Messenger RNA from Arabis nemorensis, 396 nucleotides. The record is from the annotation of a GenBank genome assembly. Lineage: Eukaryota; Viridiplantae; Streptophyta; Magnoliopsida; Brassicales; Brassicaceae.
AUGAAUUCGAAGAUCAUCGAAGCUUUCUUGAUCAUGGCUCUCUUCGCCACCUCAUGCAUCGCUCAAGCUCCAGCUCCAACUCCCACUACCACCGUCGCUCCUCCUCCACCUCCCGUCUCUACUCCUCCUCCGGCUGCUGCUCCGGCACCGACCACCACUCCACCACCUGCUCCAACCCCUACACCCACCCUGACUCCUCCCUCUUCCGCUCCUUCUCCUUCUGAUGUUCCCGCCGCUUCUCCACCUGCACCGGAAGGUCCUGGAGUUAGUCCCGGCGAUCUUGCUCCGACUCCUUCCGACGCCGCUGCUCCUCCACCUAAUGCCGCUUUCUCCAACAAAGCUUUCGCCGCUGGUACCGUUUUCGCCGCGGUUCUUUACGCCGUCGUUUUGGCUUAA